Lolium perenne is the source of this 4532-nucleotide messenger RNA. Lineage: Eukaryota; Viridiplantae; Streptophyta; Magnoliopsida; Poales; Poaceae. The record is from RefSeq and is a predicted model, not a curated record.
AUGGGAGGAAGGUGGUUCCUUAUUCUGCCUCCACAAUACGUUUCGUCGUCGCGCUUCUUCGUUCGUCGUCCACGUGGGCCAGACCCACCUACUCCCUCGCUACGAAAUUUCCGGAGUUUCCGUUUUUGCCCCUCCGCCCGCUCCACCCACCCGCUCUACUCACCCGCUUCCUCUCCCUUGCGACGGCGAUGUCGCCCUCUCCCAACCUCGCCGAACCGCCCUGUCCCUCCCUCGCGACGGCGGUGCCCUCUCCCACAUACGCCACAUCACGGCGCCCUCUACCUCGCUUGCGUCGUCUGUCCAGCGCUCACCAACAAAUCUGCCGCAUGGAGGUACUACCAAGGCACGAAGGAGCUGCCACUUCCUCCCGAGCUGCUGCUGCCUACCGACGGGCAUGGAGGCGGGCAGGUGUUCCAGAUCUGCAGCGACGGCCUGGGCACGGAGGCGGUCGGCGGGCUAUCUUGGUCGUCCGUGGAGGCGGGUGAGAACGAGGAGGGCGCCGCCGUGGUGGCCUUCUCCUGCAUGGCCCGCCUCACGGCCUCCCUCCCAUCGUCGGCCUUGACAGAGAGGAGAUGCCACCGCAGCCUUGCAUCCAUGCGCAGGCCGUACUUCUCCGCUUUCAGCUGCAAAGACGUGUUAUUAUUGGACCUGUUGCAUAGAGAGGCGGUGCAGGAUCAACGAGAAGAUGACGGCGUCUUUGCACGGAGCAGCUUCAAGACUGUGUCGUCAUCCUCUCGGUUGUUGCUGAGAUGGCUGCGAUUUGAUUUGGCUUUGUCAGAGGAUGCGUUUACCUCUUCGGUGAAGGAGUUAGUGGUUUAAUUCUUGCAGUUGUUGUCAAAUUUUCUGAUAUACAUGUUCUUAGAGUAAUUAAAAGUCUCAGCAUAGUAAUGCUUAAGUUUCUUCUGACUUACAAGUGCUGAUUUUCAUAACAUAGUUGAUCUCGUCAUCAAAUAAAUCAAGCUCUAAUAUCUGUGUCUUUCCUUUAAUGUAAAGCACCUGUGUGUAAGGGUGUACAACAAAAUAAAAAACAUAAAAAGGAUACAACUCUCAGUAUUUUUGAUGUUUUCCGUUUGUACAUCUGAAGUGGCUUACUGGUUGCGAGUGUUUAGCUCAAAUACACGAGGUAAUGGUGACCAAGUAGCUAAAGAGUUAAAUCAAAGCCCUGUGAAUGGUCUCGUCAACAGCAUGUACUCUCAAUAUAUGUCUAAGCAGCUAUUCUCACACAUUGCUUCUGAUGCGACGCUUAAACCAUUGGGCCACUUUGCUGAAGCAAACAAUGUUCCUAAUUAUACCAAUAUAUCCAGGGGAUUAUGUCGAGCAAGAUAAGGGAAAGAACAUGCUCGUGUACAAGUUGUUCCUCAUCAUGGAGGUUGACGUGAUCUCACUUGAUGAAGCUGCAAAGUUCCUCCUUGGAGAAGGCCAUGAGGAGUCCAAUAUAAGAAGAGAUUGCAUUGCCAAUAUGUUGUCUUCACUGAAGCUCAUUGAGAAGGUAGGCUGUAAUAAAAUUACUUACAAGCCGGCUGCACUUGAAUGACAAGCGAUGUUUCUGAAUCUAUUCUUGAAUCUUGUCAGUAAGACACAAGUAUACACAAGUAGUGGAAGCCUGCAUUACGGUGGUAAUUUCAUUGGUUUAAUCCAAAUAUUUAAUAGUUGAUAAUAAACGUUCUGGUCUUGUUUUGAUGGGGUCAGAAUGGUAGGGAUUCCAACUAAUACUUGCAGAGGAACAGGCAUGUAACAUUUGUACUAUCUCCUGGUAACAUCUAUGCACUUCCUAUUAAUUGUUUGCAUAACUAAUUCUUCCUAAACCAUUUGUACUAUGAAACUCUGGUGCCCACGGGCCUGAGCCGCAUGAAUCUCCGGCCAUGAAGUUAAAGUUUUUAGGAACUUAUUUUGAUUUAAUUCGUAGACUAUGUAUCUCAAAGUAUGUUCCUUUAUACAUGUGGAGAACCUGAAGAAUUGGAACAUAAUACCCGGUAUGCAAUUGUUCAGUUACUAAAUGAACAAUCGCCCUGUAGAACAGCAAGGGCAUGAGAGUUUCACUCCUUUAGUAAAGGAUAUCUAGGUAGCUCGAGAGUAGAAUGAUGUACGGGUAGAUUAUGAUUAUCAGUUUAGGACCAUGCUAUUCUGAUAAAUUUCAGGGUCAGAGUAUAAGUUGAGUAUAAGAACUCCCCUCUGCCAUCACCAAUGUACAUGGUGAUGUGGUAAACAUUAGGCUGGCACCACGUGGAGUUGCAGGCAUGGACUUCGAGCAGAGGUAGACCUGCAGCUCCAUCUUCCUAUCGCUGGUGGCCGCCGGCAGCGCCUUUACGGAGACCCAUGACUCGGCGUUGUCCCUCGGGGCACCACAUGCUUAAGAAACAAUAGUAUGUGAAUGUAGCAUAAGUCUCCUUUGGUAGGAAAUUAUCAUCACCAUUGCUUUAUAGAGUAGGUUGAAGCUAUCUACUGGUCCAAUCUAUUGCUUAUUUAUAUUUUUUGUCGAAUUAUCAUGUCACACAAUAUGGCUAUGAAAUGUAAAUAAGUUUACUCAUCUUGCUCACCUUUUAAAACUGAAUUUAUCAACAGCUGCACUGUCAGGUGAUAAACCUAAUGUUGGCUGAGUUCGUCAACGGCCACACUAUCAGGUUGAUGGAUGUCAUUCGAUUUUCUUUUUGCGUUUUACUUAAAUAAUAUCAGCUGUAUAGUCUGCAACAUGCUAUGUAUAAGUAAUUUACUUUUAAAUUAAGCAUUAUAAUAUGGUAUUGGUUACCCAUCUUGGUAAGAUGGAGCCGUCUGAAUUUCAGCCACUGGGUUACAGUAAGUUCACCAAAUAAGAAAACUAACCGUUUGCGGCUGGCAUCGAUUAAAGUAGUAGAAAAUGUCCAGAACACAUGUAUGCCGCUGUCUUAAAAGUAUCCAUGCUAAUUCUAUUGCAAUUAUCUAAAAAUUACAUAUCUUGCUAUUGUUUUGGAAUUUUCAGUUUAGUACAUUAAGCUUUUUCUGUACUGUUAAGACGUCAUGUAGAUGAUGCCAUUCUAAUUUUAACCAUGAUGUGAUCUUUUUUCUCUUUUCCAACCAAUCAAUCAACAUGACAAUUGAUGCAUCGGGAAGCAGAAGAAAAACAUUGCUGCAUAGCAGCAUGACAGGGAUGAGAAUAAUCUUCAACUACAAGGUUAUGUUGAUGCGCCAACUAAUUCAUUUUAUUUUCCAAGCAUUUUUCUCACAUAAUUAUUUUGGUGUCAAAGCAGAUCUUUUUGAAGAAAAUGGAACUAAGUAAUGCAUUGAACUUCACUAUGUGAUACCGUGAGAUAAUUAGAGUAACAUGUUUCAUUUGAAUUAGAUUCUUGCAAUCAUAUUUAUUUAUGCUUAUUGGUUAAAUAGUUUCCUGAUCCAAUGCUUUAUUUUUAUACAAAUUAAACAGUGCACUCCUCAGCAUGGAUUUCCUUUGCUUGUCUUGUAUGAUAUGUCGGGUCUAGAGAAUAGCUCGGGUAUUUUUGUUUGCAUAACAAAAAUAGUAACAAUGCUCUUGGGCUUGUUACUGAUUUUAGUAGUAUGCUUAGGCUUGUAUUGCCCUGUAGUAGGUCAGUUAAGAGCCUUUCAUUUACCUUCCAUGUUCUUCUGAUUUAGAAUACUCUUCAAAUGCAGAAAUGACUAUUUAAAAAAUAGAUGUCCUAAUAAGUGUCCCAAAUACAUGGUUGUGAUAAUUGGCUUCCGUAACCGUUCUGAUAAUAGAUUCACCUCCACAUGUGAGUUAUUACAUAUCACACAAAUGGUUUAUAAUUUUCCAGUUAAAAAAGGUGUCUUGUAGAAACUUUUCUAUGUUAAUAUAUUGUUAACAUCUGAAACAUAUCUUGAAACAUGAAAGUGUAUGCAUAGUUUUAUGUCAAGAUGCUUGAAACAGGAAUGCAACCAACUAAGAAAGGCGAAAUUUCUUGAAACAGUACUGCAACUGACUAAGAAAGGCGAAAAUUAAGAAUUCAGACAAAAUACUCUUUAUAUGCCACCAUAAUUUAAGGUAUCAUGAAUUGAUAUGUGAGCCAAAUUGAUUUAAUUUUGAGAUGAACUCUUUCAGAAAGUAAAUGAGUGUUAUUUUUCUUCAGAGUCAUCCCCAUUCAUUUGCACCACAAUAAAAAACAUUUUUAUUGAGUUUGGCUUGAUGUGAUCGGUUGAUAUUUACAUAUACAUUGUUAAGCUAACAGAGCCUAGGAUAAGAGUAGACGGGGUGUGGAAAUACGAAGGCCAAGUUGCGCGGUGGAUGAUGAAGUUCCUGAUAUUUAUUUAUAUGCGAUCCUACCUUCUGAUUCAGUCCUCUUUUGUAUUUGCAAGUGUCUGACGCCUGCGAGCUAUUAAGGCAGUUCUUGAAGCAACGUAGUUGUGGUACUUGGGUUGAGAAUCAGAUUCUUUCAGUUUGAGCUUUACAUCCUGUAUGAAAAGUGAGAUCAUUUGUCUUUGUUUUAUGGUCUUCUCUUAUCAUGUAUACAUAUUAUUACCGUGAAGAUGUAUUGUGAUUAUGCUAUCAUUUUUCUUUCUUGAAAAUUGAUUUUUUAAUCUGCGGA